CUCCUGCCGGCAUGCUCUUCGAUUCGCGCAGUGCGUCAUCAGCCGUCCCUUCUUAUUGGGCCGCAUGACUUUUCCUCCUCUCGGUUGGUUGGCCGAAGCAGCGAAAGGACACGCGCUCUCCCGCCUUUCUACUACGACGUCCAAUAAGGGCUCGCGUAGAGAAACACGUUAGAGAAGCUCUGGCUGCUGGACUCCACCCUCCUGGGGCUCCGUUUCUCCCCCCCUCGCCCCCGCCCUUGCCUGUGUCAAGUGGCGGCCACCAACGUGGAGAGCGGAAGCCGCUGCCGCGUGAGGAGGAACAUUAGCCUGCGAGCGCUGGUCAGCGCGUGGACGGCGGCCGUUGAAGACCGAACCAACUGCCUCCCGUGAGAGAAACAGGGGAGUGGCUGCGAAGCAGGAACACAGCAGGCGCACGUGAGGCUGCAGGGUGGUGCCUACUUCGCACUUCUGAGGCGAGGCGACGCGGGGGGGGGGUGUCACACGCCGCCUUUCUUUCCUGGCUCCCCUCACGCCCAACGGUCCCUGGAGGAUUUUGAAGCCCCUCGCCGCCGCCCCCUGGCAAGAGAAAGCGUGAGGCGGUGAAGAAGACACGUCCGGUCAGUUAGCCAUAACCGGUUUGAACCGGAGCGUAAGGAGGAGCUGCUGCUGUUGGGGCUGCCGCCAUGGCUGAAACGGAGGAGAGGAGCUUAGACGACUUCUUCGCGAAGCGGGACAAAAAGAAGCGGAAAGAGAAAAGCAGCCGCGCAGGGGCCACUUCGGCGUCUGCGUCGGCCGCCUCUUACAACGCCUCGGCGGCCAGCGGGGCUGGGGGAAGCCGGCAGGCGGAAGGGGGCUCGGGGGCGGCCUCCAAUACCAGUGCCACCGCCUCUGCCGCCUCCUCCGCUAAGGCGGCGCACAAGGAGGAAGAUGACUGGAAGGAAUUUGAGCAGGAAGAAAUAAUUGACUACAGUGGUCUCAGAGUUCAGUCCAUGCAAAUUAGUGAAAAAGAUGACGAAGAAAGUGAAAAGAGAGAAGAAUCAGGAGAUAACAGUGAAGAACCAGGCGGGGGUUUGGAUAAGUCUUCUGGUCCUUGGAAUAGGUCUGCUCCUACACAAGCACCUGUUGCUGAAACUAUUGAAACCCCAGAGCCAGUGCAGUCUGGCAUGGUAUAUAGGCCACCUGGUGCAAGAGAAGGCAGAACACGAAAAGUGCCACAAGGACCUCCUGAGAUCUAUAGCGAUACACAGUUUCCAUCAUUGCAGUCUACUGCUAAACAUGUAGAUUCUAGACGGGAUAAAGAAAUGGAGAAGAGCUUUGAAGUAGUAAAACACAAAAAUAGAGGUAGGGAUGAGGUUUCAAAAACCCAGGCAACUAAACUUCAGCUAGACAACCAGUAUGCUGUGCUUGGGGAUCAGUAAAGCUACACAUACAUUGCAGUUAAGGAAUGGUUAUUUGAUACCCUUCCAGUCUUAAGGUAACUUAUCUACACCUAUUAUGAACAUGCCGUCUUGCUGGAUCUACUGCAACAAGUGCAGACUACUUUGACGUAAGUGAUUGGUCCUUCUGCACUAUGGAAGUAUGCUUAAUUUGGUACAGCUGACCUUUUCCUUUGGAUAAGAGGGAAUUUAAUGUAAAUGGUCACACAAGAAUCCCACUGUUUUGAUUACUUUGCUGCCAGUGGUUAUUUCAAAUUUUUUUAUGUUCAGAUACUGAGCCUUCGUAAGGGUUGACUACCUCAGAUUUGCUGCACUCAUUGUGGACACCAUAUGGAUCACAACUUCUGGAAAAGGUUACAACUCUUAGUGGCCAUCUGAAACUCGAAACCAGCUCUACUGGAUUCCUAUCAGAAAUCCUGCAGAAGUCGGCCAUCUGGGUUCUGAUUUAGUAUAAACAACAAAUUUAAGUGACCUUAAAUGAGCGACUUGUCCUGUGCCCCCAUUUAUUGCAUCCUUUUAUGUGUAGCCGUAAUUUACUAGGAACCUCUAGUGUGUAACAUUUUCCAAAAUAUGCAGCAUAGUGUUGCUGUAGUUUACUUGUUCGGAUUUAGGUUACCAGAAAAUAAAUAACACAUGCAGCUAGAGAGACCUUAGGGAUGCUAAUCUGUGUAUAUUAAAUGGUUUCAUCCAUGUUCAUUCUUCAUUUUAAAAAUGCCUCUCCUGGCGUGAGAAAUUUGCAGGUAGCAGUAUGGAAUAUGCAGGCUGUCCAUACUUUUUGUUCUUCUUUACUGGCUGUCAAGUGACUGUGAUCUCUGUAGGUCUGCAUUCAGUGGCCAACAAAUGUCUGUGCUCCACGGAGUAUUUGAAGAUUAAUCUUGAAAAACAUGUGCCGAAUACUUAGCCUUAACAAUACUUUAUGGCGAGUAUCAGCUGUUGGUAGCACACACAAUUCUGUUUGCAGGAUGAAAGCAAUUAUAUGCCUAGUAAAAAAAGUCUGUGGUUUCUGAUUGGUUCAAAUUCAGAAAUAGUCUUGGAAUAAAGUGUUGUGCUUAUGGCCUUUUUUUCUGUUGCCCAAAGAUUUAGUGACAACUUCAGUUUAGUCAGCCUUCUGACUAACCAUGUGUCCAUUUAUUUGGAGAGAUAAUAGUCUAAUAGUACCUGUAUACUAAGAUUUGUUCUAUAUUGUACUGUAUGAUGCUAACAAUGAAUACCAUUAAAACCAACUGUCAAAGACGUUCCUUUGAUACAGAAGAUAAUCAGUUUUUCCUUUCAUCUAAAACUUGGCAUGGCCAGUGCUGUUAUGUCUUUAGAGUCAAGCUAUUUUCUGGAAUCUUGAACAGGAAUUUAGACCUUAUGAAAGUGCUCCAUUUUGUGAGAAUUGUACUUGUUCUAUAAAAAUAUUAGUUUUGUAGCUUAUUACUGGCUGUGAUGUAAAAAUCAUUGAUUUACUGAAGAAAAAAAUGGCAUUUCUUCAGCUCAGAUGGCAUUGGCAUUAUACCUACAUCGUUUCCUGAUAGGAUUUGGAAAAACACCAAUUAAAUAUUUCCCUUCGUAUAUAAAGACAGGCCACUGGAUACCUUGAUCCCUGGAGGUAAAUCUGUGGCUAACAGCAUUGAGUUGUGUGUCCCUCCGGAAAAUGUCUUUUUGACAAUAAAACAUUUACAGGGUAUUAAAGCUAAGGAACCAGAAGAUAAUGUGAAACUGUAUGUCACUUGGUGACAUACCAGAAACAGGCAACUUUAAAUCCCAGCGUUGGCAUUUUGUUAAAACUGAUGUAUGUAAAAAAAUCAAGUUAAUAUACAAUAGCAAAAUUAAGUUCUCCUUUGUACCUUGUUCUGAAUUCUUUGGCAUAGUUGGCAGGACAAGGUAGCACUAUAACAAUGUAAUAAAUGGAAAUGUGCAUGGUUCCUGGAGUCUAUUAAAAAUACACGUGUCACACCAUUUAAAUAAAACAUGGCAAAACUGAUGUCAUCAAAAUGAUGAACUGUGAAGCUUCAGUCUUAUGAAAUUACAAGAGGGGUAAGUUCUAUUGGGCUACUGAGUUCGUACCUCUGACUUUACCAUCAUUAGCAAAGAUUCCCGACUAAGAUUAAGCAGCAAGUGAAUUUUGUGUGGAAGCACAGUCUGUUAACUUACACUAAAGCAGAUCAGCACUUGCCAACCCUGGUUGAUACUCUUCAGCAGCUCUGCAUUCUGAAGCUUCACAGAGAAGUGUCCACAUGGAAGAACACCCUUUUGUGUAAACAUUAAGCCACUUAAUCAUCUGCUUAAGUCAUGAAAUUAUUUUUUUAAAAUAUAGGAUACUCUAAGAAGCACAGUGAAUAGUUGGUUUCACACUGAACUCCCUCUGUACUCUUAUUACUCUGAUCGGAUUAUAUGCAUGUAGGUGAUCUUGUGACAUUUAACAUUGUCAGAGAUUUCUGCAUUUCAAUAUAUGCCUCACUACUUUGCCAGUGUAAUAAGAUACAUCAUGUCACGAAGUUGGCCUACAGCUUGUGAUUCAUGAGUGAUAUAGUAACACCUCCCAUAACAAACUAGCUUAAUUCUGGACACUGAUUAAUACUGCAGGUGAACUUGAUUUAUAUUCUCAUCAUUUCUGAAAUGCACCUGGCAGUAACAUGCUGUAUCUGUCGCUGGCCAUAAAAAUCUCAAUCUCCAUCAUUGAAUUACUGACAGAUUUUUUCAAAAGCUCAUGCUGUAUUGUGCUGCUCAAAGUAGUUACUAAUACUUGCAACCAAGACUUCAAUAUGCACUUGAAAGCCAACUUUAGACAAAGGAAUGUGGGGAAUCAGAAAAGCCAGGCAAAUAUAAAAUGGGCUUUUAUUUAUAGAAAGCGUAAGGAAUAUAUGGUGACAGUAGAGCUUGUUUGUGUAACAGCUGUUUUGUUUGAAGCAUGCCUGGGUCAUUUUUAAUACACCUGUGAUAUUUUCUAAGUGGCAGUAAAGACAUCAUAUGGGAUGGAUGUUCAUUCUGUGGAAGUAGUAGGCAUGCCUGAGAACCUUUAUGUCAUAUUCUGAGGCUUCUGUACAAAUGCUGUAGUGAUGACUGCAACAUAAGCCCUGCAUCGGUGUGGCUAGUAGCAGCAGUGCCUGUACAAAGUAGGGGAUCAUGAUCACUUCAUGCCAAACUGCUGGUGGGCUCACUCAGUGAUGCAUAAAGCCCAGCCUGCACACAAGGCCCACUUAACACAUAUGCAGUUAGGUCCUGGUGUUGGAACCUGCAUGUGUCAGCUGCUGUUCAGACUUGAUGUUCAGUUUGUUGUCUGUGUGUGGCUUUUGUCAUCCCAAGUUUGCCAUUUCCAUUCAGGAUUUUCAGUUAUAGUUGUAACUGAAUAGCCUGCUUUCUGCGUACUGUUUCUAUUUGACUUCUGUGGGAUCUUUAUUUGGAAAUGUUUAGUACCUAGGCCAUAGACUGAUGUUAUGAUCGCUGAUACCCAUAUUAUAGCUGAAAGUGAACUGCAGACAUUGUGGAGGUUUCUUUAAUAACCUGUGCCUAAGCCUAGCUGACUGCAGAGACAGUUGACCUGACUGCUUUCAAAACCCUUUUUAAAGCAGUGGUAGGGCAAAUUCUAUCUGAUAUAUUACGCUUAUACUUUGUAUACAGUUUACUUGCUGAAAAUAGCACAAUGAAAUUGAUUUUAACAACUAAAAAAUUCCAUGAGGUAUAAAUAAAAGAUAAGAUCCUAGAAAGCAGUAUGUUCAUAGAUACAUCAAAACAAGGAAGUCUGCCCACAGUCAUUCUUCUCCCUCACAUAAUGUCAUUUGAAAGCCUUGGUGCUGCUAUAAUACUGCAUUGGAUAUAAUGUAGGUAUCCAAGAUGAGACAGAUGAAGUGCAGAAGAUUCAGUGUAAGGUAGAAGAGGCUGCUUUGAGGAAGCAAACAACUACUUUGGCCUAGCUGUCUGUAUUUAAGAAAUGUAACUGAAGUAUGAUGCAAUUCUACACUUUGUACCAUUUCCUAUUUUAGGAGUGUGUGUGGAUCAUAUAAUGAACACUACUUCAGGCAUCUUAAAUGCAGAAAGUUGACAGAAGAGGGAGAAGGCUACACUAUGCUUGUCCCCGAUUCACUUGUUAAAUGAAGGCAGCUUCUAUAGAAAAGUGGAUUAAGACUACAUCCCACUUGCAAUCUGAAAUGGGACAGUUGAGAAUUGUUAUGACUUUUUUAACAACAUUAUUUCAGAUGUUCUGAAUGGUUGGACAGAAAUAAUGUAAUGACAAGAAUAAAUCUUUCAGGAUCAGGGAUUAUUGCAAAGCAAAUGUAAGCCUGCAUAGUGUUUCCUUGCAAGUGGUUAAAUACAUGAGAAUGUUUCUGAAAUGCAAAAUCAAUUAUCUAAUUAAACAAAGUAUCAUUUCAACAAAUUAACCUAGUCAGCUGUGCCAUCAGAAAUGAAAUGCGGAGAACUUUUACAGAACGGUCACUUAUUACAAUUUUUAAAAUGUAAAGGGGCAAAUCUAUGAACAUAGAUGAAGAAAUCUGAAAUGUUCAAAACAUGGCAUAGGAAUGAUGGAAGGCUUGUUGUGCCUCAGCUUUCUAGGCAGUAAAGAGAAUUCAUCCCUACCUCACAGGGGUGUUGUGAGGCCAACUUCAUCGUUUGUAAAAUGUGUUUGAAUUUUUCUGAUGGACGGUGCUAUAGAAGUGCAAGACAUAACUAAUCAGCAAACAUCUGGGUGACUGACUCAAUAAGAAAAUACCCAACUUUGUUUUCAUUACAGUAUUUUGCUAUUAUUAUAGAACGCUUCCCUACAAAACAUUAUUUAAAUAUAUGGAUCAUGUAACUUUGGACUUUGCAAGAAGGCAUGGUUGAGUUUUCAAUCUCUAUGCACCCUUUCUGGUUUUAUGUGAUUAACUGUGCAGAUCUAAUUGUAUUAACAAGGUUUUUGGAUUUUGCAUGGAAAUUAAGAGCAACUAUCAUUUUUUUGUAAACUCCUUGAAAGAAAUAAAGUUAUGUUCACACUGUU
Pogona vitticeps (central bearded dragon) is the source of this 6372-nucleotide messenger RNA. It is a transcript of the gene CDV3, whose product is annotated as CDV3 homolog. NCBI's taxonomy places the organism in Eukaryota, Metazoa, Chordata, Lepidosauria, Squamata, Agamidae. The record is from RefSeq and is a predicted model, not a curated record. Gene Ontology annotation, cellular component: cytoplasm.